Molecule: messenger RNA, 162 nt
Organism: Racocetra persica
Lineage: Eukaryota; Fungi; Glomeromycota; Glomeromycetes; Diversisporales; Gigasporaceae
Source: the annotation of a GenBank genome assembly
GUGUGGCAUUAUUAGAAGAAGGAUAUGGAAAUAUUAGUUCAUGUUAUAACAUAUCAAGAAUAAAGUUAUGUUUAAUUAAUAUUAAUGUAACAGUGCUUAUAAUAAUAAUUUCGGCAUUACUUUUAAGUAUCAUGAAGAUGUAUGAUAACAAUCAUAUGUGUC